This is a messenger RNA of Helobdella robusta, 489 nucleotides long. RefSeq lists its product as hypothetical. Gene Ontology annotation, molecular function: protein binding. The transcript has 4 exons. NCBI's taxonomy places the organism in Eukaryota, Metazoa, Annelida, Clitellata, Rhynchobdellida, Glossiphoniidae. The record is from RefSeq and is a predicted model, not a curated record. The coding region runs from base 1 to 489 and encodes 162 amino acids.
AUGGAAUCCACCAGAAAAAGAUGGAGGCUGUGCGUUGCAAAGAUAACAAAUUUGGUUGAAGGCCACGAUUAUUACAUCAGAGUUUUUGCUCAGAAUGAAGCUGGCCUUAGUGAACAAAGUGCUGAGAUAAGACCACCUGUCAGAGCUCGACUGCCUUUUGAACCUCCACUACCUCCAUCAAGUUUCCAUUUGGUUAAUGUUUCAGAUGGAUCGGUCCAAUUAGCAUGGAGGCCACCUAAAUUUGAUUGUGGGUCUCCAAUCACAAAUUAUCUUAUUGAAUCUUGUAAAAGUGGAUGCAGUAACUGGAUUGCUUGUGCUGAGGUAGGAAGCACAGAAAAUAUGACGGACGUGAAAGGUUUAGAAACAGGAGAAUACUUUUUUUUUCGAAUAUUUGCGGUCAAUGAAGCUGGAUGUUCUAAAAAAUCCGUAGAAUUAGGAGAAGCAAUUUUAUGCAAAGCUCCUCAAAGUUUGUUUAUCAUUACAACGUGA